This is a messenger RNA of Caenorhabditis angaria, 3881 nucleotides long. Lineage: Eukaryota; Metazoa; Nematoda; Chromadorea; Rhabditida; Rhabditidae. The record is from the annotation of a GenBank genome assembly.
AUGUACAUGGGACUACGGUCCUCUUUGGUUGUUUCGACCGUUGUGUCGACAAUCUCUUUAUUAUCUAUAAUUGUACUUCUACCAAUUUUCUUCAUGAAAAUUCAGCGAGCUAAUACACUUCUGUUAACACAACUUCAUAACUGUCACGUAAGUUUUUUGAAUAAAAAUUUAAAAAAAAUUGCAAAAAUAGCUGAUGAGAGUGGGAUUCGAACCCACGCCCCCGAAGGGACUGGUGCCUUAAACCAGCGCCUUAGACCGCUCGGCCAUCUCACCACAUGAGAGCGUCUCUCUUCUUUUUAAAUAAAUGUGUGUCUGGGUGCCUCGUUGCCUGUGCCAUUUUUUUCUUUUUUGUGUGUUGUAAAAAGUUGAAGAGAUAGAAACUUUUCUUUUUUCUAGCAAGAUAGCUCGGAUAUUUGGAAACAAUUAUCACAAAAUGGAUUGAGAGUGAAAAGAUCGUACAAUGGCGUGAAUUCUCCAAAAAUUGCUCUUGGAAAAUGUGAGUUAUACGUUUCAAUUUUUUAACAAAUAUUUUUUACAAGCAAAAAUUUCAUUUCAUAUAUGAUGGUGUGAGUCAGGUCGAAAAAAAAACUAAAAAAAAAACGUUUUUUUUAAAUUCGAUUCAGCAAAUGUCAAAAAACAAUUUUUUUCCUAUUUUUCUACAUUUUUUUCAUUGAAACAUUUUCGCUGCGAGAUAUCUUUCAUUUUUGUGUGGAAAAAAUAGGGUUUUUUGACAUUUGCUGAAUCGAAAUUUUUUGUAAAAAAUCGUUUUUUUUUAGUUUUUUUCGACCUGAAUCACCCCAUUAUUUUCCAAUAAAUCGAUAAAUUUUCAGGCUGUAGUUGUCAACAAGGUCGACCAGGUCCAGCAGGUCCAACCGGCUCCGAUGGUCAACCUGGACAACCAGGAGUAAUCGGAUUGAACGGUAGAAAUGGCAGACCUGGAAAAUAUGUCGCAUCCGAGAAUCACAAUGACUCUGCUUGUCAAAAAUGUCCACCAGCUCCUCCCGGACCACCAGGACAUCCGGGUCGAAAAGGUCCACGUGGAGCAUAUGGUACACCUGGAACUGCUGGUAAAAAUGGUAUCCCAGGAAGAGCGGGGCCACCUGGACCAACUGGAGUUCGAGGACCACCGGGAGAAAUUGGAAUGCAGGGGCCGCAAGGAGAUCCAGGAAAAGUGUUGAAUGGUGCACCACAAGGACCUCCCGGAAGAGUUGGUAAGAUUUUAGACUUGAACUUUUUCAAUUAUGCCACGCCCCUUUUACAUUAUUUUUAUCUUACUAGUUCUCUGAACCAGGUUCAUAAAACAGCUGAUAGCUAGACAAUUUUUACUAUUACACUCACUGAAACUAGAUUUUUUCCGAUCGAAUAACACUUUUUUCCCGCCACUUGAUUACUCAUACAAUAUUUUUCAGGACGUGUUGGACCUCGAGGAAAAGCAGGACUCACUGGACGGUAAGUUGAACAUUACACAGUUCUUAAGAAUGUGUCACUCCCCUUUUAAAGUUAGCGGAAAUUAAAUUGUUGUAAUAUAUGUAUGUACAUUCAGAGGGGGAAAGACUAUUGUCUUUUCGGCGGUUUUUAUUUGAUGAUGAUAAUUUGACUGAUCAAAGAAAACUGGUUUUCAUAUCAUUCAGCGUAGAUACCAAAAAAAAUGAGGUCGCACAGAUUUUACGUCACCUUUUUUUAAAAACAUAUGUUUUCGAUAUUCGAAAAGUUUUCAAAAAAUUCGAACAAUUAUUAUGUUUCCGCCAUAUUUUUCCAAAACAAUGUCAAAAAGAACCAGUUUACCUAUUAUCUUUGUUUCUCCUACUCUCUUCAAUGACCUUUAUGUCAUUUUUUUUUCUAGGUCUUUUUUGGGCAGAUGUACUAUUUUUUAUUUUGUUUCCAAUAUAAAUUGAAAUGUGGGGCUCUUUCAUGAUAACAAUGCUCUCUUCAUUUUGCACACUCUCUCGUUUUUCGCUGACACAAAAAAUGUAGAUAUAAAUUAUAUGAAGAGACAAUGACACUUUUAUGAUUCCUUGAUUUUUAGAUUUUCACAAUUUUUUGUUAUAAAUAUUCAAGUAUGAAUAGAAAUAGUAAAAAAUCUCGAAACUUUAAAAUUCCAAAAUUGCCCCACGCAUACUUGCCUACAGUAAAAAUUUAACUUCAAUCUAGCUCACGUCAGUUCCAGUUCUAGGCUUCGGGGGUGAUCACUUAGCUCGCUGACCGCCUUUCGAAAUAUUUAAAUCUAGUUAUUUCAAGUUAAUGUGUUAUCUUCUUAUGUAAGAUUUUUAUGUGCUCAAUAAUCCGCGCGCCUUUUGCUCAACAAAAAACUGGCCGAAAAACGAGCUGAGAGAGAGUGAAUUAUAAACAGAAACACAGACACUUUAUUGUUCUUUUUUCGCUUUUUCUUUUUUGUGGCUCCUCGACCAUUUGCGCUCACAAAUAUUCAAUUUCAUUUUCAUUUUCAUUUUUUUCUUCAUCAAAAUUUUUUUCUGAUAUUUUCUGAAACAAUGAAAAAUGAACACUGACGUUUGAAAAAUUGAAAAAAAAAACUGUCCAUUGUUUUUGAUUGAAUCGGCUGAUCAAAUUUCAAAAAGUUAUUCUUUGUCCAAUGUUUACUAUUUUUCUGGUUCCCCUAUUUUUUCAUAAAAACAUCAUGUGAAAUGGACAAAAAAUAUAUAUUUCGAUGGGAUACUGUAGCUUAUCCCUUUAUGAACUAGUUUAUUUUUCAGUUAGUCCAUUUUAUUUUUGCACCGAACAUUUUCUGCGUCUCUUUUCUCUUGUUCAAGUUUCUCACGUACAAUCUGAAUAUGUAUUUUUUGCCGUUGUGAAAUAUGUUUACACACACACAGAAAAAAAAAACUUUAGUCGAUGUCUCCCCAAAAUAAACAUGGUUUUUGAUAGCAUAAUAUUUAAUGUUUCUUAUUUUUCCAGUGACGGUCGACCGGGUCUCGAAGGAAUCGCUGGUGCUCGCGGAAUCCAAGGAGAACGAGGUGGUCGAGGAGCCCGUGGACCGCCAGGACCACCAGGACCAGCUGGACCUGACGGUAGACGAGGAUCUUGUUCGCAUUGUCCACAAGGGGUUCAGGAGCCUAGAGGAGACUCAGCUUUUUCGGGAUCACAGAUUUACGAAGAGGAACAACGACCAACUACAUCGACUACAACUUCGACUACAACUUCUACAACAACAACAACAACUGAAGAACCAUUGAUUAUUUAUAAUUCUCCAGCUGUUAUCCCACAAACAAUCAAUUAUCCAGAUACAGUAUACCAACCAUCACACAAACAUAAUGGAGAUGUCAACGCGGCUUAUCCAGCUAGACAAUACUCUUCAAAAACAGCCAGCUUCCGAGGACCACUCAGUUCGGCAAAAUCAUUCGGGUAUUCAAAUGAGCAAUUGUCCGCGUUCUCACCACCAACGUCGACGUUCGUUGGAGCAAACCAGAGACAAUUCCAAACAAGCAAGGUUAGUUUGAGGGAUGAUAGUGUUCUGAGUUCUGCGAUCAGAGGAAUUUUAGAAGCUCGGAAAAUUUGUAUCGGCCUAAAGUUAAUCGGGAAUCUUGGAUUUCAGGAAAAAAAGUGUUUUCUUUAUCUGAAUCUUCUGGGCUUUUCUGACCUGGCCUAGUUAGUUUUCUUUAGUUCUUUUGAAAACAAAGUUGUUGAGAUGUUCGGAGCAUCUCUCGAUGAGCAAAUAAACAAACAAACAAACAAGGUUUUAACACGACCCAACCAUCAUUUUCCAAUAUUUUUAUAUUUCUUAGGGAUACAAUGUUGCAAUUAUGGGAAGUGAAGGAUACGAUGCCUCGCCGGUCUCCCAGACAAAUUGGAAUAUUCCAUCAUCAGCAUCAAAAUCUCAACAACAACAACCACUCAAAUAUCUUCAACCACCAACUUAUGCAUGA